AUGCUGGUCUGGAUAUGGUCAGUUUGCCUCUUGACUGCAAUAUAUCUCUACUUCCGGCAAGUUUAUGGCUUCUUUAAAAAGCGAGGUGUGAAGACAACGGGAAUAAUUCCACCUUUCGGCACUAUAUGGAGCGUUUUGGCACGGCGAGAGCAUAUUAGUGACCAAAUUAUCAGGACCUAUAACCAAUUUUCAGACCAGAGGUUCUACGGUUCGUUCCAAUUAGUGAAGCCGUUGGUACAGGUGAGGGAUAUCGAGCUGAUCAAAAAUAUUAGUAUCAAGGACCUCGAGCAUUUCCUCGACCAUAACCAAUUCCUCAACACAGAGAUCGAACCGGUUUUUGGAAGAAAUCUUUUCGCUUUAACAGGACAAGAAUGGAAGGACAUGCGAUCGACCCUCAGCCCUGCUUUCACCAGCUCCAAAAUGAAAAUGAUGCUGCCACUGAUGGUGGAGGUCGGAGAUCAGAUAAUUGUACCGCUUGAGAAAAAUAUCCAGGCAUCUGAACAAGGUUAUUUGGAUGUGGAUGUGAAAGACCUAAUGACCAGAUACGCGAAUGACGUAAUUGCAUCUUGUGCCUUUGGCCUGAAGGUGAAUUCUUACGUGGACGAAAACAACCAGUUUUACGCGAUGGGAAAAAUCCUUUCUAAUAUUUCUUUGCGUCAAAUUUGUUUGCUUUUCUUGGCGCUUUGUUUUCCGAAGGUCAUUAGAACAUUAAAAUUGACUCUGUUCCCCAAGGCGGUAGAGAACUUCUACAGGACGCUGGUGACGGAAACGAUGCAAACCAGGGAGUUAAAAAACAUCGUUCGGCCUGACAUGAUACAUCUGCUAAUGGAAGCUAAGAAAGGAAAAUUGACGUACGAUGAAAAAUCAAGCCAUGUCAAGGAUGCUGGCUUUGCCACCGUCAAAGAAUCGUCUGUUGGUCAGAAGAAAAUCACCAGAGUAUGGUCCAACGACGACUUGUGCGCCCAAGCCAUUCUGUUUUUCGCCGCUGGUUUCGAGAGCGUAUCUUCUACAAUGUCUUUUCUGCUGUACGAGCUGGCUAUCAAUCCUGAUAAGCAAAAGAAGCUGUACCAGGAAAUUAAAGAGAACGAGGUCAAAAACAACGGGAAAUUUGACUAUACUUCUAUACAGAAUAUGAUUUAUAUGGACAUGGUGGUCUCUGAAAUAUUAAGAUUAUAUCCGCCCAGCAUUAUCUUAGAUAGAUGCUGUACCAAUAACUACAAUUUGGGCAAACCUAACGACUAUGCCACUGAGGACUACAUUAUCCGCAAAGGUGAAGGUAUUCAGAUCCCCGUGUGGGCAAUUCACCGCGAUCCUCAAUACUUCCCGAGGCCGGACAAGUUCGAUCCUGAGCGGUUCUCUGAAGAGAACAAGUACAACAUCCAGCCUUUCACUUAUAUGCCAUUUGGACUUGGACCUAGAAAUUGCAUUGGUUCAAGAUUUGCCCUAUGUGAAGUGAAAGUAAUGGCUUAUCAAAUCAUAAACCUCUUUGAAAUAUCGCCAUCGAACAGAACGACUAUACCUCCCAAGCUGGAUCCCUCUUCGCACAAUAUUCGCUUAAAGGGGGGUCAUUGGAUCCGAUUUAAGACUCGGAAAUAGCCGUAAAUAAAAAUUGCCAGAAACCAGAACUCUACGCGAACGAAGCAACAUGGUGUUCGUGUAAAAAUAACAAUCAUAGUGUUGGGCUUAAAUAAUUUAUAAGUUUUUAUUAAAAAAACCC
Messenger RNA from Hyposmocoma kahamanoa, 1717 nucleotides. Its product is annotated as cytochrome P450 9e2-like. NCBI's taxonomy places the organism in Eukaryota, Metazoa, Arthropoda, Insecta, Lepidoptera, Cosmopterigidae. The transcript is spliced from 10 exons. Gene Ontology annotation, molecular function: oxidoreductase activity, acting on paired donors, with incorporation or reduction of molecular oxygen; monooxygenase activity; heme binding. The record is from RefSeq and is a predicted model, not a curated record. Bases 1 to 1596 code for a protein of 531 amino acids.